AUGCUCGUCAAGAUGGACGGCGACUAUGACGUGGCAGCCGCAUCCCUCACGACGACGACGGCGACGAUUAUGAGCGAGGAGGAGGAAGUGUGCGGGCUGUACGAAGGAUACUCCACCCGCAGAUUCAUCAUUAUCACCGGCUGCACCACUGUCGCUCUUUUUGGAGUGCUCGCUAACAUGGUGAGUUGGAUUGAUGCAAUAUAUCUCUGCUCGUGUUAAAGAUAGCGAAACGUUGUCAACUGUGAAAUUGUUCAUUAAGACAUUGUGCACAUUUUUUCUCUUGAACACUUUCUGAUAUCUCUACAGACAACCCUUGUAUUCCAGCUUCUUAUGGCGGUGUUCCGGAGAUCCCUUCCUUCGUCCAUCUUCCUCGCGGCUCUAGCCACGUGCGACGCCCUCAUCUGUCUCACCUACCUACUGCUAUUCGGAGUCGAUGCGGGAAUUGUGUACCUCAAGAAUACGGUACGUCUCCUCUCUCUCUCUCUCUCUCUCUCUCUCUCUCUCUUCCUCCACUGUUCCUACUCGAAUUCCUUCCAGACCCUCUUCUUCCUCUACCAUCGUUACAUUGUUCCCGUGUUUUUCAUCGCCAAAGUCGUCCAAUUCGCAAUUCCGUUCAUUCUCAUUCUCAUCACUUUCGAACGUUAUCUCUGGACGUGUACCGAACCGAAACGGAAGACGUUCUCGGCGAUUUUCGACGAGCGCGGACGCAUUGUGACUGUCGUUUUCGUGUGUUUGACGUCCGUCGCCCUCCGGUUUCCGGUCCUCUAUGCGAUAAAAGUGAGCAUCGAAAGGAGUACGGUUGUCCGAAAAGUGUUCUUGAUUGCAGGUGGAAUCGUUCCCCGACUGCAAGGACUACUUCCGCAGCGAAUCGAUGGCGCAAACCGAGUGGGCGAUCAACAGCGAAUUGUGGCACAUCUUCGACUUCCACGUCAUCACCACCAUCCAGAUGCUGUUCCCGUUCGUCGUUCUGCUUCUUCUCAAUCUCACAAUCAUCAAUAGGCUCGUGGCGGAGAAACGGGAGAAUGUAAGGAAAGAGAAGCCAUCUUCCUAACUUUGCACAUUUAUGAGUCUUGUACCUCUAGUGGAAAUUAUAGGCCAAUUGAAUCAUCUGGCAAGAAAGCCCGGAAGAACCGGCUUUUCGGCCUUACCGUAGUCAAUUCUAGACAGUAUGUAUAUCUCGGCUGUCAACUAACAAAUUGCUCAUUAAGACAUUGUGUACAUUUAAUCAGUUGACCACUUUUUGACAUCUCUAUAAUUAUAUAGACUAUAAAAUAACGAGCCACAUCUUUUGAAAGAAUCUCCAGAUUAGAUAAUCCGACUAACACUGAAAACACUUCUCGCCGAAACCCACAUUCGUGAAAAGUUCUUCUCAUCCCGACCCGAUUCCAGAUGUACCCGGUGCUCCGCGGAACCGGCACGACGACAGAAGCCAAGAAGGUCUCUUUCGUGCAGGGAAACCUUCCGGAGAACUACGUUCUUCUGCAGGUCGCCGCCGACGUCAUCAAAGAGUCGCUGAUCCAUAGGUGAGUGAGUGGCGGCGCUCAGUUUUAAGAAACGAGCAAAGGGGUUGAGUUUAUCUCAAAACGCAAUCGAAAACGGUGGCGAAGAAGUGGCGCCAGGAGACGUGAGUUCAUGUGAAGAGUUGCCACGUCAUCGGCCAUCCAUCUUCCACACUUUUGUGUUGGCGCUCAGGGAGUGAGUCGCAACUGGAACGAAGGACCACUUCUGCGCAUGAUUCAGUUCCCCGCUUCUACCGUAUCCUCCACUUCUUCUUCUUUUUCUUCUUCUCGUCACUACCGUAUCCCUAAUCUACCGUAAUCGCUUCCAGAUCAUCGCGAAGUAAGAGAUCGCAACUUCGGAAUGCAAUUUACACAAUGCUGGCGAUCGUAACCUCGUACCUCGUGUGCAACGGAGUCCAUCUCUUCCUGACCAUCCUCGAAAGAUUCGACCCUUCCUAUUUGUACGACUCGGUCGACAGUAGCCAAUCCAGCACGUUCUACAUCGGUACCCGUUCGGCUACCGUAUCCCUAUUCUCAUGUUCCGUUUUCAGUUCUCUCCGAUACCGUAUCCAUUUGCUACAUGGUCUCGUCGGCCAUCCGAAUCUUGAUCUACGCGAAAUGCAAUCCUAAACUGCGUCAAGAGAUUGCAGAUUACGUGCAGCGGCGAAAAGUGGACAUUCAAAUGACUAGCUCCUAA
Molecule: messenger RNA, 2196 nt
Organism: Caenorhabditis sp. 36 PRJEB53466
Lineage: Eukaryota; Metazoa; Nematoda; Chromadorea; Rhabditida; Rhabditidae
Source: the annotation of a GenBank genome assembly